AGGCUUAUUCAUGUUUGCCCUUUUCCGGUAUCUGAUCAAGGAACUGCAUGCAGCAAGCAUAGCAGUGACAGUAUCAACCAGUGCACGGUUACAUCUAGUUUACAGGCACUGGAAGCCUUGCAGAUAGCUUGCUAGUUUUAGACAGCGUUCAAACCUUAUUUGUAUUAUUUUUAUCACUUCAGAGCUUAGUUGCUGUUUUAUCGCACGCUGACGAGAUUGCAGUCAAUAUCUUUUACGUAUUUCUCAUUAGUCACAGAUAAAGUUUCAGUACUGUAGUUUGUAAAUGGCGACAAGUAGCUAACUGUUUAAAAUACUUUAACUCAGUUUCAGGCUCGUACGCAGGAUCUUAAGGACACAAAGGCUGUACAGUGGAGCCCCGCUGGUGUCAGUUUUCUGAGAAUAAACAGACUGCUGUGGCUUGGGCAUUUGGUCAAGUUGCAUUGCACCACUUGGUUACGGGAACUCUUUCGAUAGCCUAUUGACUCACGAAGUCGGUCAAGAUGCCACAACAUCCCAGAGUGUUCACUGUCUUCCUUGCUGCUGCAGUUUGCUUGGACUAUGUUACGCCUUUUGUGGCUGGGGCAGCUUGCGAGCCCAUCAGGCUCCCUAUGUGCAGCACCAUGCCCUGGAACAUGACCAAAAUGCCUAAUCAUCUCCACCAUAGCACGCAGGCCAAUGCCAUCUUAGCCAGCGAGCAGUUUGAAGGUUUGCUAGAUACCAAGUGUAGCCCGGACCUGCGUUUCUUCCUUUGUGCUAUGUACGCCCCGAUCUGCACCUUGGAUUUCCAGCACGAGCCCAUCAAACCCUGUAAGUCUGUCUGCGAGCGCGCUCGAGCAGGCUGCGAGCCGGUGCUCAUCGAAUACAAGCACACCUGGCCCGAGAGCUUGGCUUGUGAGGAACUGCCUGUGUACGACCGUGGGGUGUGCAUUUCGCCCGAAGCUAUUGUCCCUAAUGAGGGAGCAGAGCAUACACCAGAGUUCCCUAUCGACCCUAUCAAUGGCAACUGCAGAGGACCGAGUGGUGGUCAAUGUAAGUGCAAACCUAUCAAGCCUACUCAAAGAACGUAUGUACAAAGAAAUUAUAACUAUGUAAUUCGUGCAAAAGUAAAGGAAGUCAGGAGCAAAUGUCAUGACACUACUGCAGUUGUUGAAGUGAUAGCCAUUCUUAAAUCUUCACUGGUAAACAUUCCACGAGAUAUAGUCACUCUAUACUCAAACUCUGGCUGUCUGUGUCCACCGCUCAAUGUAACUGAGGAAUAUAUCAUUAUGGGCUAUGAAGACAAGGAGCGAUCCAGGUUGCUUUUGCUGGAAGGAACCAUAGCUGAAAAAUGGAAAGAUCAGUUGGAGAAAAAGGUUAAGCGCUGGAAUAAGAAGAUUAGCAAUCAACAAAGCAAAAGUAAACCGGGACAUAGUGAUCCUGCUCAAAAGUCUAGCAAGAACAAUCCAAGACAAACACGUCACUAAACUAUAAUUCAUUGCGCACAACUGAAUUGGACAUUAUAGUAUGACUUGCAGUGAUGAAGCAGCAGAGAGGAAAUUGCACUACUGCACGUUAUGUUCUAUUGCUGACUGCAGAGUUUAGUUGAAUAUAAUUUUACUUUUAUUUUCCUGUCUUGCUUUUUUUUGCACGAACUGUUACAAAUAAGCAAUUUACUGCACUGUCUGUGAUGUGUGAAACCAGGUCUUCUAAAUUUAGUUAAGUGAAAUUAAGUUAAAAACAGAGGACUGAUGCCUUCUAUGCAACAUCGCACAUACACAAAAUGAAACAAUGCAAAUUGCAAACUAUAGGAAAAAAGAUUUAGUUUUCAUAAACUUCAUCCUUUGGUUCUGUAGCUUAGCAUGAUGUUGUGAAGAUAUUCUGCAUUUUAUUUGCAAGGCUUAGCCUGUGAAAUGAAUUUGAUGUUGCUAAGUCAACACCAUAACAACAUAUGAAGAAGGCUGGAACAGCAAGGUGAAAUAAGGACUAUCUUUUUCAUGAGGUAUGUGCUGCAUGGCUGGAUACCAGAAAUUUUAAUUCAGAGCUCAGUCUGUAUAUCCUAACAAGAAUUAUAAUGCACCUGCACUACAAAUAUGCUGUUCUGUCGUGUGUGUCUUUUAAAGUUGGAGGUGUAAUUUAUGUAUUUCUCCAUAAGACUAACAUUUGAAUAAGACUCACUUGGUGUUAAUAGCAGUAUAAAAAAGGUUACGUACCACUAGAUAGAAUCAGAAUAAUUAUUCCUUUGUUUUAUAUAUCCCAGUAAUGUUUAUUGUAAAGCACCAGCCCCACACAAUAAAAAUUCAAAGGAUAAAAAAAAAAAAAAAAAAAAACCUAAAAUGACAUGCAAGUGUAUAUAACAUCAAGGGUAAUUGUUGAAACUAUACCGUGUUGUAUGAUGUUAAAUAUCCAUGUAUGUGAGUGUGCAGUUCAGAAGAAAACCUGGCUAUGAAGUUUGUUGCUGAAUUUGUUUUUAUAGGUCUUGGUCUGCUGAUUGUAGGUGUGUUAACAAACUGCAUAGAUAGAGUAAUUAAAAAAAAAUGCUUGCUGAAAUGAUCCAGAUAUAUUCUGUGUUUCAGGAUAGAGAAAUCUGUAUGAAAAUCGAGAAAAAAAAUAGUACCUGAGAACAUUUAUGGCAGUUGAAAAAACACAUUUUCACUUGCUUUAUUCUUUUAUAAAUUCCAUUUAAAGCACACAAUGCUAAAUGCUUGUCAUAUUAUAACUGCAUUCAAAUGUGUUGCAUGUUGUAACAGUUACAGGUCAAAAGCUCUAGAAAACUUGUGAACAGAACUUUUAGCAUCAGAUGCACUCAUCAGUAAAGUCUGCAUUUCUUACUUCA
Molecule: messenger RNA, 2812 nt
Organism: Protopterus annectens (West African lungfish)
Lineage: Eukaryota; Metazoa; Chordata; Ceratodontiformes; Protopteridae
Gene: FRZB
Product: frizzled related protein
Exons: 6
Coding region: 501-1463 (320 amino acids)
Biological process (GO): canonical Wnt signaling pathway; non-canonical Wnt signaling pathway
Cellular component (GO): cytoplasm
Molecular function (GO): Wnt-protein binding
Source: RefSeq, a predicted model, not a curated record